AUGGACCUGUCAUUCCCACCAAUAUACCUCCUCAAAUCCCACUUUGAGCGUAAUUUAGAUGAGCUUCACAAACUUGAAACGCAAAUAGAUGUUGUCUUCGACAUCACAGAAGCGAAAUUGGUGCUUGGGAAAGUCAAUUCCAAAGCGCGGGCCCAAUAUGACCUUCGGACGCUAGGAUUAUUUACAAAAGAGGUCGAGAAAGAUAAAAGAACUCGGCCUAUAAUUACCAUUGAUGAAGGGGAGCGAUCACAUCCAACCAAACGCCGGAAGGCGGGCAAAAAUGGCUCGCCAAAAGCCAUCAUAGUGAUUGAUUCGAGUACCGCAUCCGAGCCGGAAACAGAGAGCGAGAGCAAAUCGAGAAGACCAGCUGCUAUUACCGCUAGUCCAACCAGUACUGUUGAUUCAAGGCGAAGAGGCUCGAAUUCCCGGCGAGAUCACUUAGAGCACCACGGCGAUACUAUCAAAGUACUAAAGCUUUCUUGGUAUACGGAUUCGCUCGCAUCGGGGAAAUUGUUACCAAUCGAUGAUUACUUGGUCUACGAGGGAAAGAUUCUUGAUCAGCCGAAAGAUAAGAACUUAACCCCCAAUAAAGCACCAAUUACGUCAAGCAUCGUGUCGAGUGCCCGAAUCGAUGCACCAAAUUCUCGUAAUUAUUUCCACAAACGUAGAAGGACGCAAUCUGAAAGUCAAGCUAUACAGUCAAAUAGCCACCCAUCUCUGCUUCCGGAGAGCACCAUGGAGAAAGAGGAGGUCGAUAAUCUCCCCCCAGUUCCAGACUCCUUACUCACUAAGUAUUCAUGUGAGCGACCGACACCUGUUCACUCCCCCAAUGAUGCUUUUGUCUCUCAGCUCAGAAUCAUCAAAAAAGCUCGCAUCCUAGCUGGCGGCACCCACGCCCAUUCCCCCCGCGCAUAUGGUGCUGCCAUCGCAACUAUUCUUGCUUAUCCGUAUACAUUAACCACUACCCACGAAUUACUCCGACUUCCCAACUGUGGUCCCAAAUUCGCGACGUUAUUUCAAGAAUGGAAAGACACAGGGCGCAUCAAGGAAGUCGAGGAAAUCCAACAGGACGAGAAGCUGAAAUGUUUGGGUAUUUUUUAUGAGAUAUUCGACGUCGGCGAACAUACCGCUAGGGAAUUCUACAGGAAAGGAUGGAGGGAUCUCGAGGAUGUUAUAGAGCAUGGUUGGAGCACCCUCACCAGAACUCAGCAGAUAGGAGUAAAGUAUUAUGACGAUUUUCUGAUGCGGAUCCCUAGAGAGGAAGUCGAGAAAAUCGGCAAUAUAGUCUUGGAUCACGCCAACAAAUUGCGACCGGGGUUUCAAAUGGUGAUUUGUGGUGGAUAUCGACGAGGGAAGGUGGAUUCCGGUGACGUUGAUAUCAUCAUGAGCCAUCCGGAUGAGGAGAGCACGGCAUAUUUCUUGGAAGACCUUUUGUUUGCGCUAGAGAAGAGCAAGUACAUUAGGCACACUCUCAAACUAUCUACGAGAAAUAGCGACAGGUAUCAGAAUCCGGUCUCUUGGAAGGGGGGCGAACGGAGAAAGGGCGGAUUUGACACACUGGAUCAUAUGUUUGUGGAUUGGCAGGAUCAAGACUUGCCUAUUAUGGACGACGAUAUGGAGAGGGACCCUGACGCGGUGAAUCCGAAUCCCCACAGGAGGGUGGAUGUGAUCAUUAGUCCGUGGAAGACGGCUGGAUGCGCGGUAUUGGGCUGGACCGGAGCUACAUUUUUUGAGAGACAUUUGAGGGAAUAUUGCAGGCAGAAGCUAGGGUAUAAGUUCGAUAGUAGCGGAGUGAGAAAGGUGCAGGACGGAUCUUGGGUAGACUUGGAGAAGGGUCCUGGAGACUUGCUUGCGAAGGAGAAGAGACUAUUUGAAGGCCUUGGCUUGACAUGGAGGGAGCCCACUGAAAGAUGUACUGAUUGA
Venustampulla echinocandica is the source of this 1923-nucleotide messenger RNA. RefSeq lists its product as uncharacterized. The transcript has a single exon. The record is from RefSeq and is a predicted model, not a curated record. Gene Ontology annotation, biological process: double-strand break repair via nonhomologous end joining. Gene Ontology annotation, molecular function: DNA-directed DNA polymerase activity; DNA binding. Lineage: Eukaryota; Fungi; Ascomycota; Leotiomycetes; Helotiales; Pleuroascaceae. The coding region runs from base 1 to 1923 and encodes 640 amino acids. Gene Ontology annotation, cellular component: nucleus.